Messenger RNA from Homalodisca vitripennis (glassy-winged sharpshooter), 1399 nucleotides. RefSeq names its product cyprosin-like. NCBI's taxonomy places the organism in Eukaryota, Metazoa, Arthropoda, Insecta, Hemiptera, Cicadellidae. The transcript has 9 exons. The coding region runs from base 86 to 1327 and encodes 413 amino acids. Gene Ontology annotation, biological process: proteolysis. The record is from RefSeq and is a predicted model, not a curated record. Gene Ontology annotation, molecular function: aspartic-type endopeptidase activity.
UUCAAUAAGGUACCAACCGAUAACGUCAGGCGACAGAUAAUACUUGUCUACAUCACUCUAGUUCCUGUCGACACGAUGUUUCUCAAUGCUGCUUGGGUGUACCUUGCUGUUUCUUCUCUUUACUUGUUUCUCAGUUGAAAGUUUGAGAAAGGAAAAUGUUCUCACCGUUGGUUUAAAGAGGGUGCAGCGCGAGCACAAUGUAGAGAGGUUAUCUGCCCUAGCUCGUGCAGUCAAGAGCAACAGCUUUGGCGAUCAACAGGCUGUCACUCUCAAGGACGUACAAGACGUAUACUAUUAUGGCAUUAUGAGCUUCGGCACUCCUAAACAGUUGGUGAAUAUACUUUUUGAUUCAGGAUCCGCUGACUUAUGGGUUGCCUCUAUUGACAUUUGCACCUAUGACAAUACAUACUGUAGGGUUCAUAGCACAUACUCGCAUAAUGUUAGUCAAACCUACCACAAAAAUGGUUCCACUUUUGCCAUACAGUAUGGAAUUGGUUCAACGAGUGGUUACGUUUCUAUAGAUAACAUUGAGGUAGGACAGCUGCUAGUCACCGGUCAGUAUUUUGGAGAAGCUACAAGUAUUGACACCAAUACGGCCGCUACGCAGUUUGACGGAAUUUUCGGCCUGGCUUACCCUGCACUCUCGGUUAUAGGUACCGCACCACCGUUCGUUAACAUGAUCAUACAAAACGUAGUAAAUGAAUCAGUCUUCGCCUUUUAUCUAAACAGAGUUGAUGAAACUACUGAAGGAGAGCUUGUUCUGGGUGGAAUAGACCCCAGUCACUACACUGGAAACAUAACCUACACUCCUGUCGUAGAACAAAGUUAUUGGUUGAUAAACAUCGACGGAAUGUAUGUCAACUCCAAGGUAAUUUCAUUAAACAAUACAGCGGUUCCCGACUCAGGGACGAGUCUUCUGUAUGGACCCACCAAGUAUAUGGAUGAGGUUAAUACUCUCAUUGGAGGACAGGAAUCUGGAGGGUUAUAUUUUGUUGAUUGCUCAGCUGUUGACAGUUUGCCAAAUGUCACUUUUGUCAUCAGCAACACAUCCUUUGUGUUAGAACCUAAAGACUACAUUUUGAAGGUCUCAAACGGCAGUGCUGUUGCAUGUGUGAGUGGUUUUGUUGGUUCUGACUCACCGGGUUUCUUCAUCUUGGGAGAUGUGUUCAUGCGCAAGUACUACACAGUGUUCGACAUGGGUAACAAUCAAGUCGGAUUCGCUGAAGCUCUCGUCGUCACCUCCGGAGGAUUCGGAAUCUUCAACAUGAAUACAUUGUUGAUAACAUUGAUUUUUCAAACUGUGUAUAUAUUUUUAAGAAAUUUAUAGAAGGUUUCUAAUUUUUCAAAUAUUGUCUUUUGUUUAGGACGAAAUUUUACAAUAAAUUUUGCAUAGUAAAAA